ACCAUGUCGCUGUUGACUUCGACUUCAUUAAUUGGGCCAGUGAGUCUGACGGAUAUUUUCGAGACGUUACUAGCUACAGAUCAUGCACACGCCCAGUCUAGCUCGAGCCACCGCAUCUAAAAUGGCACUGUAGUUUUGAAGCGGCGAAUGACCAUCGGGUACUGUCAUAGCCGGUUUCUCUCGAGUCCUUUUGGUAGUCUUUCCAGUUCUGCGUUGUGUAUACCCUUUGUCUUCACAGGGGUGCAAAGUCUAUGGUUCGGUUCGGCCCUAACUUGGAACCGGUUUAAUUCGGAUUCGGGCUCACAGAACAUCUGCAAGACCCCCACGGGUUACAGUCUGCCCCCGUUGUUAUUUUCGCCUCGUCCUCUUGCACUCGGCAUGGCCUUGGCUGCCUUGUUGGGUCUUGUACCUUCUGGUUCUGGUUACAGGGCUUGAUUCCAGAAGUCUCUGCGCCUGCCGGGGCUGUCUGAAGGGUUGCCGUAUCGCCGCCCGUAGACAAGCAGGUUUUCACGCGCCGCUUGAUCGAUCCAUGACUAUGGAUA
Messenger RNA from Cantharellus anzutake, 542 nucleotides. RefSeq lists its product as uncharacterized. NCBI's taxonomy places the organism in Eukaryota, Fungi, Basidiomycota, Agaricomycetes, Cantharellales, Hydnaceae. The coding region runs from base 148 to 435 and encodes 95 amino acids. The transcript has 2 exons. The record is from RefSeq and is a predicted model, not a curated record.